UCACAUUCUCUGCCGUCAUCAUGGAGUACAAUCACCUAGACUACGACUACGAAGUAGAACUCACGAUUACCAAUGCCUCUUCUUCUGCAUCGGAAUCAUCGUGGAGUGCAUACUCCAUUUCGAUUAUCUAUAACGAUUGUCCGACGGUGGACGUUGUAAACGCGACGCGCUUACUUGAGACCGAGGCGCCUAUUUACAAGUAUAGAGACGAAAUAUAUAUGGAGUUCUUUUUACCUUUCCUGCUCUGUGUUGGGGUGAUUGGAAAUCUUUUGUUUAUUUACGUAGUGUGUAGCAUGUCCACCAUGCGUACCGCCACCAACUGGUGCCUGGCCAACUUGGCUGUAGCAGACUUGGUGUUCCUGGUCGUUGGGAUCGGCGAGAAGUUGUGGAUGUAUCAUCAUUCUCCGUUUAUCAAUGAUCGCCUCACUUUCGGGGAGUUUGGCUGCCCCAUCGUCUUCGCUGUCGUCGACACCUCCUAUUUCGCGGCGCUUUUUAUGGUGACUCUCGUGUCUAUGGAGCGAUAUUACGCGGUAUGCCGUACCCAGAGUGCGCGUACCAAUACGCGCAAGUCCAUGUUUAUCGCUCUGGUGGUAUUAUCGUGGAUCAUUAGCAUCGGGAUCGCAGUGUCCUUCGUUCCUGCAUCGAAUGUCAACUUUACAGGAUGCCGUGUCUGGCCGGAUGUUGAACCCUUCAAGAACUUACCAAUGUACCGGUCAGAAUGCACGUCCUCCGUAGGGUUCGAAAGCUUUUCGCUCUACGUGAACAUCGCGAGAACUAUCCCCUUUUUUCUUCUGAUCACUUUCAAUCUAUGGAUGUACGUAUGUAUCGUCAAAAGCAUGACGCGCGCCGUCCGCGAGACGCGCAUCGCUGGACGCGAAGACAUCAAUCUCAAACAACGAAAUCAAGUCGCAGGCAUGCUCAUGGUCAACGGCCUCAUCUUCUUCAUCUGUCUAGUGCCCUUUGAGAUCUUCUGUAUUCUGGAAGCCAUCAAUAUGGUCCGACCAGAGAAGACGCCCCUUAUUUCGGGGAGCGUAACAGUCCCACUUAGAUAUGCCUCCCAGGCUAUGUCUUACGUUAACAACGUCGUCAAUCCUGUGGUGUAUAUUGGAUUGAGCAAGAGAUAUCGUGAUGCCUUUAAGAAUGCUAUCCUGUGCCGAAGACGGGUGGAUUAUAACUCCGGGAUCAAGACUAGGACUCGGUCGUCAACCACUACUAGUACAGUAUUGAGUGUGUAUGUAAAGAGACCCGUCAAUGUCAAAGGCACUAUAUAGCUCUAUACACACACAGUCAAACCUGUCUAUAGCGACCACCCAAGGGAAACACAA
Molecule: messenger RNA, 1325 nt
Organism: Strongylocentrotus purpuratus (purple sea urchin)
Lineage: Eukaryota; Metazoa; Echinodermata; Echinoidea; Camarodonta; Strongylocentrotidae
Product: allatostatin-A receptor-like
Exons: 1
Coding region: 21-1271 (416 amino acids)
Biological process (GO): G protein-coupled receptor signaling pathway
Cellular component (GO): plasma membrane
Molecular function (GO): G protein-coupled receptor activity
Source: RefSeq, a predicted model, not a curated record